GGUCAUUUCGCGGCGCUGGAGAUUAAGUAGGAGUUGUUUGCCACCAGCCAAUGUAUGAAAAGUGAGUGUUCACCCCUCACUUCCAACAACAGGUACUACAUCCCCUGUCUUGCCAGGAAAGGAGCCGUAACUGUAGCAACCGGUGGCAGGUUUUCUGUUCCCAAGUGGGGAUGGCGAUGGAGUAAGGAGGGGAAAGGAGGGAGACGGCAGAAGAGUCCGCAUAAAACUGCUCGCCCUGGAGCAGCAGGGAAAGUUCUCUGUGUACCUCCCAGCUCGCUCGCUCCCCAUCCUUCCAUCUGGGAGAACAGAAUCCGAGUCUGCACAGGACGAGCAUCCCUCACAAGCAUCUGGAGGAAACUCUUGCCUCCUGUGAGGAGCAGCAGCAGCAGCAGCAGCCUAUGCCCCCGGCCGCAGCCCAGCUCGGUCAGCCUGUGUCCACGAUGAACGCCUCGUGCUUCCUGCCCUCUGCUCAGCCGGGGCAGCCUAACAGCUCGGAGCUCCGGGACGCCCCCUCCUCCGGCAACCAGAGCGGCCGCGGGUACUGCGAGCAGGUGUUCAUCCAGCCCGGGGUGUUCCUGGCGCUGGGCAGCGUCAGCCUGCUGGAGAACGUCCUGGUGAUCCUGGCGGUGGCCCGCAACAGCAACCUGCACUCGCCCAUGUACUUCUUCCUCUGCAGCCUGGCCGCGGCCGACAUGCUGGUGAGCGUGUCCAACGCCCUGGAGACCAUCAUGAUCGCCGUGGUCAACAGCGGCUCGCUGGCCCUGGAGGACCGCUUCGUGCAGCACAUGGACAACAUCUUCGACUCGAUGAUCUGCAUCUCGCUGGUGGCCUCCAUCUGCAACCUCCUGGCCAUCGCGGUGGACCGGUACGUCACCAUCUUCUACGCGCUGCGCUACCACAGUAUCGUGACGGUGCGCCGGGCGCGCGCCCUGAUCGUGGCCGUCUGGCUGUGCUGCGGCGUCUGCGGCGUCGUGUUCAUCGUCUACUCGGAGAGCAAGAUGGUCAUCGUGUGCCUCGUCACCCUGUUCUUCGCCAUGCUGCUGCUCAUGGGCACCCUCUACGUGCACAUGUGCCUCUUCGCGCGGCUGCACGUGCGGCGCAUCGCCGCGCUGCCCCCCGCCAUCGGGGCGGCCCCGCCGCAGCGCUCGAGCCUCAAGGGCGCCGUCACCAUCACCAUCCUGCUGGGCGUCUUCGUCAUCUGCUGGGCCCCCUUCUUCCUCCACCUCGUGCUCAUCAUCACCUGCCCCACCAACCCCUCCUGCGUCUGCUACGCCGCGCACUUCAACACCUACCUGGUGCUUAUCAUGUGCAACUCCGUCAUCGACCCGCUCAUCUACGCCUUCCGCAGCCCCGAGCUGAGGAGCACCUUCCGCGAGAUCCUGUGCUGCUGCCCCGGCGUGAGCCUGGGCUAGGACGCGGGCCAGAGGCCAGUCCCUCCGGCCACUGCUGACCCUCCAGCCAGCUAAGGUGUUUAGAGAGAAGAGGGGGGGAAUCGAAGACGCCAGAAUGUGUGAACAGCCGAGGUUGAGUGCGUCUUGUUUUGAAGCUUGCAGAGCCUCUGACAGGGAAAUGGAAAGUAACAGGCUCUCUGAAAGGAUCCCAACAUGGGUAAGUCUCUGAUUUCCCCAACAGCCACGGGAGGAGGCUGUGCUCGGCUGCUGUGCGCGCUGAUUCCAUGAGCCAGGGUUUGCAGCGCUUGCCUGCCCACCCGCCUCCUGGCAUGUCCUCGCCCCUCGGGUCGUCCAGACUGAAGGAUUCUCAUUGACAAGAGGGUGGGUCGAAGCUCUCCCAAGCAAACCUCUUACCGCGCCGGACCUAGACUGCCAGCCGCUCCAAUGGCUUUGCCCUUAUUUCAUAAGACACUUGAGUUUCCAUCCUGUUAUUCUGUUCACAGUGCAACAGUUGCCCCACAACAAUGAACUCUUUGUGAAAGAAGCGAUGCAGCACGACAUCCUUUCUACCCUCAUACCCCCACCAACCUCCUCUGAAAAAUAGCAUCGAAAUGUGACCCACGAUGCCCCUACCUUUGUUAUUAGAGUUGUUGCUUUUGUUGUUGGGUUUCAUGCAUUCAGCCUAACGCAGCUUUCAAAAUUCUAAUGAAAAGGAGAUCACGUGCUUUGGAAAACCAGAACAUACCCGUGUGUACAGUAUUUUGAUGCCUUGCUCUCCUGAGGUAUAUAUUUCCCUAUUUUAAAAGCCUUUUCCCUGUUAUUCCUUUUCUGCCUUUAACACAAGAGGGCCUGGUGGAUGGGAGGGGGCGUGUCUCCAGAGAUUGCUUCAUGGUGGUUUCAGGUUUGAGAAAUUGUAGGAUUGCAUGCGACUGUCUUGGAAGCUUUGCUUUUGCUCAUGGUAACUGUGUCUCUAUUGCAUGAUUUCCUGAAAUGUUAUCUAGGAAAGAAAAUUUGGGGGGAUUACUGCUCCUUUUGCUCAGCGUGGUGUUAAAGUCGGGGUGAUCCUGUUAUCAACGUCUGUACCUUAUCAAGUAAAGCAAUUCAUUCCCGUGAGCACGGGCGAGAUUUGCUGACACUAGCACUGCAUACGCUGCAUGCUGUGUGCUCUGCACCUGGUCAGACCCUUUCCUUCCCUGGAGAACUCCACCCCCACACCAGGGGUUCUCCUGCGCUGUGUCUUUGGUGUACAGUUGUGUGUUUUUCUUGUGCCGGAAUAUAUUGGGGGUUUCAGUGUACUUGAC
This is a messenger RNA of Myotis brandtii (Brandt's bat), 2692 nucleotides long. It is a transcript of the gene MC3R, whose product is annotated as melanocortin 3 receptor. The record is from RefSeq and is a predicted model, not a curated record. The transcript has a single exon. NCBI's taxonomy places the organism in Eukaryota, Metazoa, Chordata, Mammalia, Chiroptera, Vespertilionidae. Gene Ontology annotation, molecular function: peptide hormone binding; melanocyte-stimulating hormone receptor activity. Gene Ontology annotation, cellular component: membrane. Bases 399 to 1412 code for a protein of 337 amino acids. Gene Ontology annotation, biological process: G protein-coupled receptor signaling pathway.